Molecule: messenger RNA, 1311 nt
Organism: Micromonas commoda
Lineage: Eukaryota; Viridiplantae; Chlorophyta; Mamiellophyceae; Mamiellales; Mamiellaceae
Exons: 3
Coding region: 1-1311 (436 amino acids)
Biological process (GO): protein phosphorylation
Molecular function (GO): ATP binding; protein kinase activity; protein binding
Source: RefSeq, a predicted model, not a curated record
AUGCUCGAGCACGCCAAGGUUGACAACCUCCCGUCGUUCCUGUCGUGCAUCCGCGAGAACGCCAUCGACCUGAUGAGCAUCAACUCCAGGAACACCAGCGGUACCACCGCACUGCACGUCGCCGCCGCGAACGGGUGCAUGAAGGUCCUCGCGCACCUCGUCACCGAGGUGUGCGUCGACAUCAACGCCGCCGAUAACUGGACCAGGACCGCGCUCGACGAAGCCACAAAGGCGGGCCACGAGGACGCUGUCCGGUACCUGCUCGCCGCCGGCGCCAGGCACGGGACGAACAUCGACUGGAACAGACACAGGGGAGAGCCCAUCGAGACCCCGCCGAGGACCUCCGCCAGCCCCGAGCCCGAUGAAUGGGAGCUGCUGCCGUGGGACGUCAAGGUUGACGACGUGGUGGGCGAGGGGGCGUUUGGGGAGAUUCGAUGCGGCCGCUGGCGAGGGUCGCCCGUGGCGAUCAAGACGCUCAAGAGCGACUGCAUGACGGACGCCAUCGCGCUGAAGGAGUUCAACUGCGAGAUGUCCAUCUGGUGCCGGCUGGUGCACCCGAACAUCGUGCAGUUCCUGGGCGUGGGGUACAAGGCUGGGCAGCCGCCGAUCAUGGUUUGCGAGCUGAUGGGCGGCGGGUCGCUGCAGCAGAAGCUGCUCGAGCUGCAAAGCUGGGGCAAGAAGAUGGACUUUGACCGCGCGUUCAAGAUCGCGAGCAACGUCGCGGCGGCGCUCAACUACAUGCACUCCAGGCGACCCUACGCCGUCAUCCACCGCGACCUCAAGCCCGCCAACAUCCUGCUCACCAGCAACGGAGUCGCCAAGGUUGCCGACUUUGGCCUCUCCAAGAUGUUCGACAUCACCACGCCCCGCGAGCCCGCGAGGGAAGAAAACGACGACACGGGCGCGUACAAGUACAUGGCUCCCGAGGUUUUCAAGCACGAGUUUUACGGCUUGAAAUGCGACGUGUACUCCUACGCCAUGGUCGUGUACGAGGUGUUCGAGGGAUUGUUGGCGUUCGGUGACCCGAUCACGUGGGCGCACAGGGCGGCGAGCAGCGAGAAGGCGAGACCGGGGUGGAACUUCAUGGCGGCGUACGAGAGCAGGCGGUGCGAGGAGAUGUGCAAGCUGGUGGAGCAGUGCUGGCACUCGGACCCGAAAGAGCGGCCGACGUUCAUGCGCAUCGCCAACGUUCUGCGCAGCAUCGGUUACAUCUCGAAAUUCGAGAAAAGGCCGGAACUCACGGCUAAGGGAAAGAAAGGAGGAGCCGCGGGCGCGGCUGAGGCGGCCGGAUGUAACUGCGUCGUCAUGUGA